UGCUCCCCCAUCUCCUCUCUCUCUCUCUCUCUCUCUCUCUCUCUCUGUUUUCUGUGCUAGGAAAUGAACUGGACUUCUGCUCUCAGAGAGCUGGAUUCCUAAUUUUCUCUCACAUUUCUCCAAAAGCUACAUAUUUUACAUAAAAUUUCAGAGAAGCACAUUGCCAUUUUUGUCAAGAACCCACCUCCUUUUUAUUUAAAAGAAGCCACAGAUUCCUCCAACAAAUCACCUUUCUCACUUUUACCCCCAAUUUUUUACUUCCCAAAGGCAGAAGGGCUCAAACUUUAGCAAGAGAGAGAUGGGGGGAUGUGUUGCCUCCAAGCUGGGGGAAGAAGGAGGAGUUGUGACAAUUUGUAGGGAGAGAAAGCGGCAGCUGAAGCUGGCGGUGGAGAAAAGGUACGCUCUUGCGGAGGCGCAUUGUAAGUACUGCCAUGCUUUGUUUGCGGUGGCUGCCGCCGUGGACUUCUUUGUUGCAGGCUACUCUUCCCCUCCUAAACCUUACCUCAUCACAUUUUCACCGCACUCUACUCCGGCGGCAGAGGCGGAGGUGGCGGCUCCGCUUCCGAUCACUGAAAAUGUAAUAACCAACCCAAUGUUCCUUCAGCAUAGGCCGUCUGAGUCGACCCAUGAGUCCAUUGCUUGUCACUCACGUGGUUCUUCAACGUCCUCAGACUCCUCUGAGGAGGAGAGAGAAGAAGAGGUGCAAAAAACAGAAGAGAGAGAAGAACAUGGAUGUGGGUACUUUUAUAUGGAAAUGCCACCAGCAAUGCUGUCACCACAGAGAGAUUUUGGGUGGGAUUUCUUCAACCCGUUCGAUGCCGUGAGGCCGGAGGUUAUAAGCGGGUACAGGCGGAGCUCCGACGAGGAUCUGAGGGUGGUGAGGGAGGAGGAAGGGAUACCCGAACUAGAAGAGGAAGAAGAGGAGAGUCAGGUAGAAAACAAGGCAGUGGUGGUGGAAGAUAACGGCGGAAUAGAGCAGCAUGACGGCGGAGCUGAGGUGGUGAAGGUGGUUGAUGAGGGGGAUAAUGUGAGGGAGGGGGAGCAAAAGGGGCUUGCUGUGAUUGAUACACCAGCUGAAGGGAGGGAGCUGUUGGAAGCAUUGAAGGACAUUGUGGACCUUUUUUCUAGGGCUUCUGAUUCUGCAAAGGACGUGUCCAGGAUGCUUGAUGCUAAUAAACUGCAAAUGCAGUCUGGUUUGGAGGAAAUUAAAGAGAACUCAACAAAGCUAAUUGAAGCUAUAACAUGGCAUAACUCGACUUCAUCGUCUAAGCUUUCGUCAUGUAAGAGUCUUGUGGCAUCGAGAUCUAAGGGUUCGUCAACAUGGACGGAAUUUAAGAAUGAUCUUUUCGAUGAUUAUGGUGGAAUGGAUUCAGGAAGUCAUUCACUUACUCUGGAAAGGCUAUAUGCCUGGGAAAAGAAGCUCUAUGACCAAGUUAAGGCCGGAGAUAUGACACGGAAACUUUAUGAGAAAAAAUGCUCGCGACUUAAACACCACGACAUAGGAGACAACGAGACCAUGGACAAAACUCAAGCUGCAGUAAAGGAUUUAUACGCCAGAAUCUUAAUUGCAAUUCGGAGUGCCGAGUCAAUUUCCAAGAGAAUCCAGAUAUUGAGAGAUGAUGAACUGCAGCCUCAAAUUGUUGAGUUGUUGAAAGGCUUAAUGCGCACCUGGAAAAUUAUGUUGGAAUCUCAUGAAACCCAACACAAGAUCCUUUUCGAGGUGAAAUCUUUUGCUGGCUCUGCGUAUGGAAAGUUCAGCAACAACUCUCACAUGCGUGCUACGCUUCAGCUUCUUGUCGAGCUUCAGAAUUGGCAUGCGUGCUUUAGGGAGUACGUCGCUGCACAAAAAGCAUAUGUUGAAACUCUCCACGGUUGGCUAAUUAAGUUUGUGGUCCCUGAGGAGGAAUUAUACUCCAGGAGCAGGAGUUCAGCUGCUCCGUAUGGGGUUAAUGGCCCCCCGUUGCUCUUGAUCUGCCAUGAUUGGUUAUCUUCAAUGGAGAAAUUACCGGAUACUUUGGUGACCAUUGCCUUGAGAAGCUUUACAAAGGACGUGAGGGCUCUGUUGAAUCAGCAAGGGGAAGAGCAGAAACAAAAACGGAAAGUUGACAGCCUAGCCAAAGAGCUCGACCGAAGAAUUCGUGCAUUCCAGAAGACAGAGAGCAGGUUUCUCGAGCCAAAGCUCGUGGAACAGAAAUGCGAGACAGAUAUUGAACAUAAGACCGAGUCCUUGACAGAAAGAAAGGAGCAGAUAGACAUGUUCAGAAGAAAGGUGGACAUGGAGAGGGAAAAACACCAAAACUACGUGCAGGAAACUCAAAGGGUCACAUUAAACGUAAUCCAGACUGGGUUUUGUUCAGUUUUCGAGUCCUUAGCGGAGUUCUCCAGGGCUUCACAGAAACUGUACGGCGAUCUCGUGACCUGCAGCGAAAAUGCAGAUAAAGCUGGGAACCCGGCGUAUAUAGAAGGCGGCACCAAGGAUGACGAAAAUGGCAGCAGGUGACAUGGGUCGUUUGAGAAUUGGGGAUUUGUGGAUUUGUAUUUGUGUACAUAUAUUGUGGUGAUGUUGUAGCAAGUAGUGACGAAUUCCUAUAUGUUGAUUCAAUUAUUUAAGUUUAUGGGGGUGGUGGUGAUGCCGCACUCUCAUGGUAGACUUCUUUCCUUCCAA
Malus domestica (apple) is the source of this 2665-nucleotide messenger RNA. RefSeq names its product protein ALTERED PHOSPHATE STARVATION RESPONSE 1-like. The record is from RefSeq and is a predicted model, not a curated record. Lineage: Eukaryota; Viridiplantae; Streptophyta; Magnoliopsida; Rosales; Rosaceae.